CGCUCCCGCCGCCGCCAUGUCCCCGGCCCCAGGCCCAGCCUCAGCCUCGGCCCCGCUGCGGGUCCUGAGCCGCCGGGAGUGCCCGGUGAGCCGGGCCCGGCUGCUGCAGCUGGAGCUGCCGCACGGGGAGCUGCAGACCCCGGUCUUUAUGCCGGUGGGAACCCAGGGAACCCUCAAAGGCAUCGCCGUGAGGCAGCUCGAGGCCCUGGGCUGCAGCAUCCUCCUCGGGAACACCUACCACCUGGGGGCGCGCCCGGGGCCAGAACUUAUCUCCAAAGCCAAUGGGCUGCAUGGUUUUAUGAACUGGAAGAGAGCGCUUCUAACUGACAGUGGUGGGUUUCAGAUGGUCUCUUUAGUGGAAUUGGCUGAAGUAACAGAACAAGGAGUACGAUUCUCUUCUCCUUAUGAUGGAAAGGAAAUUCUUCUGACACCUGAAAAAUCGAUUGAAAUACAGAAUGCUCUUGGUUCAGACAUCAUGAUGCAGUUGGACGAUGUUGUGAGCAGCACAGUGUCGGGGCCGAGAGUUGAGGAAGCCAUGUACAGGUCUAUUCGCUGGUUGGAUCGCUGCAUUGCAGCAAAUAAGAACCCUGAGCAACAGAAUCUGUUUGCUAUUAUUCAGGGCGGCCUGGAUGCUGAACUGCGUAAGAAAUGUCUGACAGAGAUGAUUAAGCGUGAUGUCUCUGGAUUUGCCAUUGGGGGACUGAGUGGCGGGGAAGAGAAGGAUAAUUUCUGGAGAAUGGUGACACUCAGCACAGAGCAUCUCCCACGAGAGAAGCCACGCUACCUGAUGGGAGUGGGAUAUGCAACAGAUCUUGUGGUUUGUGUGGCUCUGGGUUGUGACAUGUUUGAUUGUGUGUUUCCCACACGGACAGCGCGAUUUGGGUCCGCACUUGUUCCUUGGGGAUCUCUGCAACUGAAAAACAGGCAGUAUGCCAAGGAUUUCAAACCCAUCGAUGAGGAUUGCGACUGUCCGACGUGUAAGAGGUACACUCGAGCAUAUCUACACGCCCUGUUCAGGAGUGACACUGCUGCCCUCCAUCACAUCACCAUCCACAACAUUGCCUACCAGUUGAACCUGAUGUGCUCAAUUCGUGAGAGUAUUCGGCAGGGACAAUUUCCAGUCUUCAUUCAGCAGUUCAUGAAGCGAAUGUAUGGAAGUAAAGAGCAAUACCCACGCUGGGCUGUUGAAGCACUCAGCACUGUUAAUGUUCAACUGGAAUAGAGGGACUGGCACACCUAUUACUGUACCAAGGUGAGAGACUCACCAAGGAAAGGGACACUCUCCAUUGUGUGCUGGAGCCUGUGACCUCUUGCACUCACCCAUGUUUGUGUUGCUAGCUGUGUAAUUUGUUCUAGGAUCAAAUGAUUUUUAAUACAUUGAAACAUGUGACAGCAGCUCUUUUAUCCAUCAUGUGAUCCUGCCUCCAGAUAUGUGCUGAUCCUGGGCAGUCUGCCUGAAGUUCAUGCUGAAGCCAGAAUCCUUAUUAUUAGCUUCAAUUCCUGUACCCUUUUUCCAGUGUGUCCUAAAAGUGUCUAAAAGUCUGAAGUAGAGAACCUUGUAAGAGUCACAAACUGGAUAAUAAAUAGGGAACAAAAGGACAAGAUAUUCUUAACGUGAACUCAUUUAUGUCUCAUUAAAACAGCUACUGGUUAUGAAUACAAAA
Molecule: messenger RNA, 1664 nt
Organism: Hemiscyllium ocellatum (epaulette shark)
Lineage: Eukaryota; Metazoa; Chordata; Chondrichthyes; Orectolobiformes; Hemiscylliidae
Gene: qtrt1
Product: queuine tRNA-ribosyltransferase 1
Exons: 10
Coding region: 17-1222 (401 amino acids)
Cellular component (GO): cytosol
Molecular function (GO): tRNA-guanosine(34) queuine transglycosylase activity
Source: RefSeq, a predicted model, not a curated record